GAAGCCACCUUGCGAGUGAUAUUCCAUCAGAUCCCUGUGGCGAAAGCAUACAUAAGAAACGGGCGCCCUCUCACCCUCCACCAGCAGCUGCUCUCACGUCAACACUGGAAUCUCGUCUCGAAGUACCAGUAAAACCAUCACCGCCAUGUCGACCCCGUCCAACAUCACGCUCCACUACCUGAACAACAGCAGGGCCCAGAGAAUUAUUUGGCUCUUGGACGAACUUGACAUCAAGUUUGACUUGAAGCGCUAUGAACGCGGCCCCGACAUGCGGGCUCCUAAGGAGUUGAAGCUUGUUCACCCGUUGGGCAAGUCUCCCGUCAUCACGGACGGCGACAAGACCAUCGCGGAGUCUGGAGCUAUCGUCGAUUACAUUGUUGACACCUACGGAGCCGGGAGGCUGAAGCCAGCUGCUGGAACAAACGAGGCGAUUCAAUACUCUCACUGGCUGCAUUUCGCUGAGGGUUCUCUCAUGUUCCCUCUCUUGAUGACUUUGGUCUUUGGAAGUACCGUGAAGCAAAGCCCUUUCUUUGUUCGCCCACUCGUGAGCGGCAUCUCGAGCGCGGUGCACUCGAAGUUUAUCGACCCGGAGCUGAAGACUUUGUUUGACUACAUCGAGAAGCACUUGGAAGUGAAUGAGUACUUCACCGGCUCCGAGUUCACCGCUGCUGAUAUCCAAAUGACUUUCCCGCUCGAGGCCGCUUUGGGACGUGCAAAGGAAUUCAUGGGUCCAAAGACUAUUGCUUUCAUUGAGAAGAUGCAUGCAAGGCCCGCUUACCAGCAGGCUCUGAAAGACACUCCUGACUAUGCGUAUGCGAAAGUGAAGCCCGAGGCAUCGACCUCCAACUUGUAGUCUCGCGCAUCCGAUUACGCUACGAUGGUGAGGGCUGGUUUGAUAGUGAGGCCUUAAAGCUGCCGGCCGCUGUAUGCUCUGGUCGCAUCGUGCUGUAGUUACACAACCCUCCACAGGCCCUAGAUUGAACUCGCUCUGGCUCUGCUGGUGAAGAUGCACGCCGCUCUUGCACUUUGUAAGAUAUAUUACUGUACCUUAAUUUGCACAUACACUAUUGAUCCUCUGCGUGAUCUCGG
Messenger RNA from Fimicolochytrium jonesii, 1089 nucleotides. Its product is annotated as glutathione S-transferase domain protein. The coding region runs from base 146 to 853 and encodes 235 amino acids. The record is from RefSeq and is a predicted model, not a curated record. The transcript has 3 exons. Lineage: Eukaryota; Fungi; Chytridiomycota; Chytridiomycetes; Spizellomycetales; Powellomycetaceae.